Thalassophryne amazonica is the source of this 1854-nucleotide messenger RNA. It is a transcript of the gene ca6, whose product is annotated as carbonic anhydrase VI. Gene Ontology annotation, molecular function: carbonate dehydratase activity; zinc ion binding. Bases 62 to 1675 code for a protein of 537 amino acids. The record is from RefSeq and is a predicted model, not a curated record. Lineage: Eukaryota; Metazoa; Chordata; Actinopteri; Batrachoidiformes; Batrachoididae. The transcript has 10 exons.
UAUAAAUCUGCAGAGGAAAACUGCGAGGCGGCAGUGCGCUGCGUGAAGGGAAUUCACAGCAAUGGAGUUUGUCUCCGUGUUGGUCUGCGCGUUUUUGGUCAGUGCCGUCAGUGGCGGUCCUCAUGACGACAUCCACUGGACAUACACAGAGGGAGCCUUGGACCAGAAGCACUGGCCGAUGAAAUAUCCUGCAUGUGGUGGAAAGAAGCAGUCUCCCAUAGACAUCCAACGGGGCAAAGUCAGACACAACCCAGACAUCCUGCAGCUGGAGCUCAGUGGAUAUGACACUCAGACAGGGAAUUUCCUCAUGUCCAACAAUGGGCAUUCAGUUCAAAUUGAUCUUCUCCCUACUAUGAAGAUCACCAACGGUCUCCCAGGAACGUACACGGCUGUUCAGAUGCACCUGCACUGGGGCGGCUGGGAUCUGGAGGCCAGUGGAUCAGAGCACACCCUGGAUGGAAUCCGUUAUAUGGCAGAGCUCCAUGUUGUCCAUUACAACUCCGACAAGUACAAGAGCUUUUCCGAAGCCAAAGAUCAGCCAGAUGGGUUGGCAGUGCUCGCCUUUUUUUAUGACGAUGGACAUUUUGAGAACACGUACUACAGUGACUUCAUCAAUAACCUGGACAACAUCAAGUAUGCAGGUCAGACUAUGAACAUAUCCAGCAUUAAUGUGCGCUCCAUGCUCCCCGAGAACCUCAACAAUUUCUUCAGAUAUCAGGGUUCUCUCACCACACCACCCUGCUUUGAGAGUAUCCUCUGGACUGUGUUCGAUACCCCGAUUACUCUCUCCCGUAACCAGAUACGGAAACUGGAAAGUACGCUGAUGGAUAUUGACAACAAAACGCUGUGGAAUGACUACCGCGUGGUGCAGCCUCUGAAUGACCGCGUGGUGGAGUCGUCUUUUCUGCCACACUUAGGGAAAGGAACAUUUUGUCGGCAAGAAGAAAUUGAAUCCAAGUUGCUGAAGAUUGAGGGUCUAAUAGCAUCCAUUGGAAAGCACAUCUAUUCAGGUGGCUCUCAUAAUGUGAGGUUUUCCAGACAUGAACGACCUUUAUUUCCGCUGGUGCUCAGCUUUCCGGAGAAGAAUACUGGAAGUUAUGCUUUGGCCCGCCUCGUCAGUUCUAUGGACCUUGAUGCCUUCACUGUGUGCAUGCACGUCCUGCCACAGGACCGCGGGACCAACACUGUCAUCUCUUACUCCAGCAAUGGUAAUGACAAUGAGCUGGCGAUCUCCAUUAGUGAAGUGAAUGGCAAUAAAGAGGUGGGCCUCUGGAUUGGCAACGAGUUUAUCAACCUGCCACACAACCUUAGAGCGCUCGACUGGGCCAACUACUGCGUCACCUGGUCCUCUCACACAGGCGGGGCAGAGCUAUGGGUCAAUGGCAUGGUGGGGGAGCAGCGCUACCUGAAGUCUGGCUACAAAAUUAGCCCGGGAGGUGAGUUCAUCCUUGGCAGGGACCAAGAUGGCUUAUGGGAUACUUCCAGUGAAGGCAAAUUUGAGGGCAAGAUGACUGAUGUCAACGUGUGGAACUACGUGCUGACUAUGGCAGACAUCCGUGACCAGAUGUCAUGUGAUCAGAAUGGCACGGUCAUGGGGAACGUGUUCAGCUGGGGAUCUACAACUCUGAGCUUGUAUGGUGGGGUGCAGCUAGACAACCAGUACAGAUGCUCCUAAACACACAGCCUCAGACCUGUCUGCUUUUAUGAGCUUUAUGUAUUUCAUUAUAUGCAAAAGAUAAAUUAAAUGUAAGGUAGCAGAAUGUCUUUGGGAGUCAAUACUGAACAGAAACAACUCUGAUAACUUCAGCUGUGUGGUGUAUGAAUAACAUUUCAUCAUUAAAAGUCUACAAGUGA